AUGUCUCAGCCAUUCCCGACCACGUAUACCAGGAGUGACUACCCUCUGUUUGCGGUCGCCUUUGACCCGGAAGAUGAUUCGCGAAUCAUAGCUGGCGGCGGAGGAGGCCCCAAUCGUUCUGGCGUGCCCAACAAACUUACCGUCUUGGGAACCUCCGGCGUAGACGACUUGCGCAUCGUUGGGGAGCUCGACCUACCACGCGAUGAAGAUAGUGUCAUGUCCGUCGCAUUCGCCGGGCGCAAAGGGAAGACGAUCAACGUUCUUGCGGGUGUCAACUCGAGCUACGAGGACAUUGGCAAAGGGAAAAACAAUCAUCUGCGCAGCAUUUCGAUUCGAGGCGCCGGCUCCGACACCAGCGUCAAAGAGGACUUUCGCCACCCUCUGAUAGUUGACACGAACACGGCUGUCUAUCAACGGCUGCUGCGAAUUGCCGGGCCCCUCGGCGCAGUGGCCUCUGCGAACGGCAAGGACCCCCAAGUUGCGCUCUUCGACGUCCCUAGCAGCAAGGGCAACACGCUAAAACGUCGAGGAACGAUUGAGCUUCCGCGGGAAGCGGAAGAUCUCGAUAUUGUGCAACUGGCAGAUGGAACUCAUCUUCUGACGUAUUGCUACGGAUAUGAGCUGUUCCUAGUCAAGAUUGGCAAGGACCAAGAAGAGCCGCAGCUGAUCUAUAGCAUCCCCGCGGACGAAUCCAAUCGCCCAAAGUUCCGCUUCGCUCGGUUCAUUGGCCCCGAAUUCAUCCUCACCGUCGCCAAUAUCGGACGCAACGGUGCCGUUGUCCACGGUUUCCGUUUACCAAAGGCCGGACAAGAAAAGGCACGUCUGGCCGUGUCUGCCAAGCUGGGCCGCAAGACGCAAGCCACAGCGUUUGCGCUCACGAGUCUUACACCCCCUGCCUACAGUCCCAAGGGCGGUAUCGAGUCCCUCGGCGACACGCAAUUCGUCAUGGCUGUUGCUCGCGGCGACGGCUCCAUUUCGCUCAUGUCGCUGACGCACGUCGCGUCAUCAGCAAUCAACAUUCUCACCAAGCUUUACCCUCUGACGACACUCCAGGACGUCCACGGCAACAGCGAAAUUACAGGCAUGGCACUUUCCACGUUCAGCGCGCCCACGAAAAAGGGGACGGCGGGGGAGACCCAGUACCUCAAGCUCGUGAGCGUCACAAUGUCAAAAUCCAUUGCGCUGCAGAGCAUCCCCCUUAAGCAGGUUGUCGACGCGACGCCGCGAAACAAGAAUGCACCCCCACGGCCCCUCCGCUACGUAACCAAGCUGGACGCGAAAGAGCCCACGACAGCCAGGACCGCAAUCUCGCUCUUUUCGUUUGUCGUGCUCCUCCUCGCACUCAUCGGACAGUCCAUCCUGGAGAUUUUCGGCGCAGGUUACCCGGUGCUCAACCCGAAACGCUUUCUGCCUGGGUUCUCGAAGCCGGCGGAGUUGCCUAUUGUCGCGCCACCCGUCGUUCAACAGCACGCUGCGCCUGUCGUCGGCGAGGCCGAUGGCACCACGUUUCUGAAGGACGACUUGCUCGCCAAGAUUAUCGGCGAAGGCCAAGUACCCACCGAGGUUGUCGUCUUGUAUACCGAGACACCCGCGCCGACAGCUGGCGAGGCUGCCAAUGCCGCUGCUGCGGAUAUCAGAGCCGCGGUGCAUGACGAGGAAGUGCACGGCCCGGGCAAGACCUGGGAGGAGCUCGCGGAGGCCCAGCAGCACGCGUGGAAAGACCACCUGCGUGAGGCUGGAGCGUGGACCCAGCACAUGGGCGAGAGUGUCUUCAAGGGUAUCCUUUUCGGCGAGAUUGGUGGUGCCAUUGGCCAGGCCGUGGCUGGCUAA
Molecule: messenger RNA, 1830 nt
Organism: Akanthomyces muscarius
Lineage: Eukaryota; Fungi; Ascomycota; Sordariomycetes; Hypocreales; Cordycipitaceae
Exons: 2
Coding region: 1-1830 (609 amino acids)
Biological process (GO): protein secretion
Cellular component (GO): endoplasmic reticulum membrane
Molecular function (GO): protein binding; guanyl-nucleotide exchange factor activity; GTPase activator activity
Source: RefSeq, a predicted model, not a curated record